AGGGAGGAGUUGCCGUUGCUCCCCACGCCGGUGGUUGUUGAUGGUGCCGUGGAGGACGGAGGUGUCCCUGGCGGAGAUGGUGUGGGCGAUGCUCGGCGGGUGGGUCUCGUCCUUUCUCGCCAUCGCCGACGACGUCGCGCGCGCCCUGAGGAGCGGCCCUGGGAUUCCUUUGUAGCACUGUGCAGUCAGGCAGUCAGGCUUGAGAGCAGAGAGCUGCUUGCUAGGUGGAGUUGGUUGGUUAGAAUUUGAGUUCCAAAAUAAUUGUAAUUCUGAAUUAGUACUCGUAUAGAAAGGAAAUAAAAAUAGUGAAGAGAUGAGCAUUACAGAACUGA
This is a messenger RNA of Panicum hallii, 332 nucleotides long. RefSeq lists its product as uncharacterized. Bases 41 to 175 code for a protein of 44 amino acids. The record is from RefSeq and is a predicted model, not a curated record. The transcript has a single exon. Lineage: Eukaryota; Viridiplantae; Streptophyta; Magnoliopsida; Poales; Poaceae.